AAACUACUUCACCCCCACCACAUUAAUAGCUCUCUUUCUCUCUUAAAAGCUUUCUCAUUAAUUCUAGAAUGGAUAUGGAUAUGGGAGAAUCCAGCGACAACACCACGACCACAACAUUAUCAAAUUCAUCAUCCGCUCCAAACAAUUCUCCUUCUAAUUCUCCUCCUCCUACCCCUCUUGUUACCGUUGUUAGCAGCCCCUGCGCUGCCUGCAAGAUCCUCAGGCGCAGGUGCGCUGAAAAGUGCGUUCUUGCCCCUUACUUCCCCCCCACCGACCCUCUUAAGUUCACCACCGCCCAUCGUGUCUUUGGCGCCAGCAACAUUAUCAAGUUCCUGCAGGAAUUGCCUGAAUCACAAAGGGCAGACGCGGUUAGCAGCAUGGUUUACGAAGCAAAUGCGAGACUAAGAGAUCCAGUUUACGGGUGCGCAGGGGCUAUAUGCCAUCUCCAGAAACAGGUGAACGAGCUCCAAGCCCAACUGGCAAAGGCUCAAGCCGAAGUAGUCAACAUGCAAUGCCAACAAACAAACCUACUCACCUUACUUUGCAUGGAAAUGGCUCCAUCUCAACACCCUUCUUCAAACCAACAACAACCCAUGUCUCUUCAUGAUAAUUACAUGAUGAAUAUCAAUGUCAAUCCAUAUACUAAUCUUAAUUCCCCUUCACAGAUCAACUUCCAACCCAACUCAAUCUGCUUAGAUGACAUCAAUCUAAGUUCAUUCUGGGCUGAGCCAGAGCCUCUCUGGACAUAGAUCGAAAUUGUAAUACCAAUUAAGUUUCAUCUUCCGCCCUUAAUUACAUUAAUACAUAUACAUAGUCAUCUUUAAUUCCAGAUGCAAUCUCCUCUCCUAACUUUAAAGCCAAACAAGCAAUGGCCGGGAAGGAGAUUCAUUAAUAUUAAUUAAUCAGGAAUUCAAUAAGAUUAAUUAAUCACUCAAUUCUAUAUGUA
Molecule: messenger RNA, 946 nt
Organism: Impatiens glandulifera
Lineage: Eukaryota; Viridiplantae; Streptophyta; Magnoliopsida; Ericales; Balsaminaceae
Product: LOB domain-containing protein 1-like
Exons: 2
Coding region: 69-749 (226 amino acids)
Source: RefSeq, a predicted model, not a curated record